AUGCCCUCUGUAGACAUCGAACUAGACGACUUCUCCCAUAGUAGGGCGCAGCUCGAAGACACCACAACUCUGGAGCCACUUCCAAACCCAAACUCGCACAAAGACGACGGGGUAGUUUCUAGCUGGGCAUGGACGUCGGCAAUCAUAUUACUGCUUGCGGCAGCUCCUCUCAUACUCUACCCCAAGCUACUUCUAUUCCUCUCGGAAACAGGGCUAGAGCGAAGGGUCUCACUAACCCCCUUGGAGUCUUUCCUGGCGUGGAAUACUGGGAUCGUGCUGAUAGUCCUUGCGGUGGCCCUCGUCUUCAAUAUCCACCCAGGACAUGAGAUCCUGAACCCGAAGAGGUCCGGCCCGCCAGACCAUCCCUUGUUGGAGCCCAUGACAUCCGCGUGCCUGCUCAUCUCCUUCCUCUCAUACAACACAUCUUCGGUCAGUUCUCUAGGCUUCCUCGUGUGCCUGGGUUCCGGUACAAUAGGGCUCUGGGGCCUGUGGGCGAUACUCUUCGCCGGCUCUUCGUACAUCUCGCGCAAGACAGGCGCAGACAAGAGGACGUCUCGUUUCAUCUUCGGAAACAAGGCGGCAGCGUCGUCGAAAAAGAAGGAGUGGAAGAAGGAGCAAGCUAGACGUUCUUGA
Dichomitus squalens LYAD-421 SS1 is the source of this 633-nucleotide messenger RNA. RefSeq lists its product as uncharacterized. The record is from RefSeq and is a predicted model, not a curated record. NCBI's taxonomy places the organism in Eukaryota, Fungi, Basidiomycota, Agaricomycetes, Polyporales, Polyporaceae. The transcript has 4 exons. Bases 1 to 633 code for a protein of 210 amino acids.